Manduca sexta (tobacco hornworm) is the source of this 889-nucleotide messenger RNA. RefSeq lists its product as uncharacterized. The annotation marks the transcript as partial. The record is from RefSeq and is a predicted model, not a curated record. Lineage: Eukaryota; Metazoa; Arthropoda; Insecta; Lepidoptera; Sphingidae. The transcript has a single exon.
AUGUCGUUAAGUAGAUCGAUGCGAAAAUGCAAUUCAACUAAGUUUAAUCAAGCCAACUCGCAAAAGGGGUCACCUAAUGAAGGCGAUACUCUGGGUAAUGAAAUUGGCCGGAAUAAACCUUGCUCUUCUGCUAAUAAAUGUGAGGUAACACUGAGCCAGGAUAAUUUUCUGACUGAGAAGAAGUUUCGCGAAAUUUUUAGAAUUGAAAUUUCUGCAUUAAAGGAACAAAACGAUUCAGUCGUAUCCCAUAUCAAAGAUUUCACGGAACAAAUUAAUAGUUUCCAGGAGGCUAUUGGAUUUUUUAAUGAAAAAUUUGAUAUUAUGCAAAGGCAACUGGAUGAGAAGAUGUGUCUCAUUACUAACCUUAGGGAUGAGAACCAAACUUUAAAGUCCACAAACAGUGAUUUAAGUGCCAGGCUCAAUCUAGUGGAGCAACACUUGCGUGAGGCUAAUGUCGAAAUCAAUGGCAUUACUGAAUUUAAAUCGGAGAAUCUUAUUACUACGGUCCACCAAAUUGCAAAAACGGUGAAUUGCCCAAUUUCUGACGGUGAUCUGUUGCACGUUACUCGAGUAGCCAGGAUGAACAAGGAUAGCAAGAUGACACGAGCUGUUAUUGCAAAAUUUCGUAAUCCUACGGUUCGUGAUUCAAUUUUAGCAGCUGUGGUAAAAUACAAUAAAUCGAAUCCAAAAGAAAAGUUAAAUUCUCAUCACCUAGGUCUAGCUGGAACCCGAGUACCUAUAUUUGUGGCUGAGCAUUUAACUCCAUCAAAUAAGUCGCUGCAUGCUGCUGUGCGGAUCAAAGCUAAAGAAAUGGCAUACAAGUUUGUGUGGGUCAGAAACGCCAGAAUCUAUGUUCGCAAAGAUGAGGUCAGCCAAGCGCUUCUUAUAC